UUUGUAAAUAUAUUUUGAAAAUCAUUUUUUAAUGAUACCUUUACGCUACUUGACUUCUUACGUUGAUGAUAAUUCACGUGUGAACAUGAUUCUUGGCGAUGACCAACGUCCUCUACGUGGGGACUCUUCGAUACUGUUGGCUCCAAAAAUAAAGCUCAGCAGUGGUUACGAGAUGCCCGUUCUAGGAUUUGGAACUUAUAAGCUGAGCGGUUUCCAAUGCUUAUCAGCAGUACAUUGUGCAGUAGAAACUGGCUUUCGUCACUUUGACACUGCAUAUUCAUAUGAAAACGAAAAGGAUGUAGGCGAUGCUCUUCGUACUCAAAUUAAAAUGGGAAACAUAUCUAGAGAAAAUAUUUUUUUGACCACAAAGUUGUGGAACACUCAUCAUGAUCCUCGGGAUGUGCGCCGAAUUUGUGAGCAGCAACUGAAACUGCUGGGAUUUAACUACAUCGACCUAUACUUGCUUCAUUUUCCUGUGGGCUACAAAAAUAUGUGUGAUGAGAUUCUGAAGCCAAUAUCUGAGGGUAAAUUGCAGACAAGCGACGUUGAUUAUAUAGACACAUGGAAAGCUAUGGAGGAACUCGUGAAACUAGGCUUGGUUCGCAGCAUCGGGUUAUCGAACUUUAAUAUGGAACAGGUACAGCGUAUCAUUCAAUGCAGUUCCUCAAAACCAGUGGUAAAUCAGGUAGAAAUCUGGCCUGGUUUUUUGCAAAAAGAUUUGGUUGACUAUUGUCACUACAACGGAAUUGUUGUAACAGCGUAUUCACCUCUUGGCCAGCCAAAUAGAGAAAAUCAUAGACCAACAUAUUUCUUUUCGGAGGGCAUGAGGAGAUUAGUUACGAAGUAUAAGAAAACAUCUGUUCAAAUAGUAUUGCGUUUUUUGGUGGACUACGGAGUCGUUCCUAUUCCAAAAUUGGCUAAUCCUUUUCAGAUAAGUCAAAGUUUAAAUAUAUUUGACUUUAAGCUGGACGAUACAGAUACCCGUGCAUUACUUGGAAUAAAGUCAAAAAAACGAAUUGUAAAAUAUGACUUAGCAAAAGAUCACCCAUUUUACCCUUUCGAACGGGAAGACGAAAGUUAAUAUCAAGAUAUAUAUAACCCUUAAAACAUAAUACUGACACAGAAAAAAUGUGAUUCGACAUCAAAUGAAGGUAAUCAAGAUG
Messenger RNA from Drosophila guanche, 1163 nucleotides. It is a transcript of the gene ARY, whose product is annotated as 1,5-anhydro-D-fructose reductase. The coding region runs from base 32 to 1081 and encodes 349 amino acids. The transcript has 5 exons. Gene Ontology annotation, cellular component: cytosol. Gene Ontology annotation, molecular function: aldose reductase (NADPH) activity. NCBI's taxonomy places the organism in Eukaryota, Metazoa, Arthropoda, Insecta, Diptera, Drosophilidae. The record is from RefSeq and is a predicted model, not a curated record.